UUUGAUUGGUUUAUCUGGACGGAAGUAGCGCAGCACAUGGUUAUUGCGAGUGUCGUGGUAAUGCAGCGCUCCAUCAUGGCUUCAGACAUAGUUCCUGGUCAGUUUGAUGAUGCAGACGAAGAAUUGUCACACAGCAGCAGCAGUGAGUCAAAAACUGCAGACGACAUACGCCAGACCAGUGACCAAGAAGACAUCGAUGAAGAAAUUGAAGAUGAUGAGGACGACUGGCAUUUUGAUAUGUAUGACCAGGAUGGAAACCUCACAAAACGAGUACAGUCUCGGGGAGGUUCUAACCAACAGAGUCAGAGUUCAAAAGUCUCAGGUUUUCAGCCCAGAGAAAAACUACUUAGCCAAUACAGCAAUAAAGUUGACUUUGGUAAGUUACCAGAUAGUGCUACUUCAGCAUUACACUCACUCAGCAAGAAGACAGAGGCUGACAGAAAUCGAAUGAAAGACAAGGCAGAUAGAGCUACCACAGAUUCUGUGCUUGAUCCACGCACCAAAAUGUUAAUUUUUCGACUUCUAAGCAAAGGCAUUUUGCAUGAGAUAACAGGGUCCAUCAGCACAGGCAAAGAAGCCAAUGUAUUUAGAGGAGAGAAGCACACUCCUAAUGGCACAGAAUAUUUUGCUUUGAAGGUCUACAAAACUUCUAUUCUUACUUUUAAGAAGAGGGAAAAGUAUGUUGAUGGAGAUUAUAGAUUACGGCGGGGGUACUGUGGACCAAAUCCAAGAAAGAUGAUAAGGACUUGGGCAGAGAAAGAAAUAAGAAACUUGACAAGGAUACACCAAUCUGGUAUUCCAUGCCCUGCACCAGUUCUUCUGAAGGAUCACAUUCUGUUAAUGAGUUUCAUUGGUUCAAAGGAUGGCAUUGCAGCUCCUCUUUUGAAAAACACCCAGUUAUCACAAGAAAAGGCAUGUGAGCUGUACUUGGAAAUAGUGCAGGACAUGCGCAAGCUGUACCAGACUUGCCAUCUCAUUCAUGCAGACCUCAGUGAAUUCAACCUUUUAUAUCAUGAAGGGAAAGCCUACAUGAUUGAUGUAUCACAAGCAGUGGAACAUGACCAUCCUAAUGCAUUGGUGUUCUUGAGGAAGGACUGUGCAAAUAUUACAGAAUUUUUCCAGCGACGAGGUGUGGCAACUAUGCUGGUAAAAGAAUUGUUUGAGUUCAUCACAGACCCUACAAUUACUUCAGACAACGUAGAACAAUAUUUGGAAGUUGCCAUGGAGAAAGCUUUGGUCCGUAGCCACAAUGGAUUGACCGAACAAGACAAGAUAGAUGAGGAGGUGUUUAAAAAUGUUUUCAUUCCUCGUAUGCUGACUGAAGUCGAGCACUAUGAGGAAGACGUUCAGAGAAAGUUAAAAGGCGAAGACAUAGAGGCUCAUUAUCAUACUGUCACUGGUUUGAAAUCAGAUCUGUCUGGUGCACAGCAGAUACCUCAGCUGCUGGAGGAAAAACUACAGCUUGCAUCUCUUGAUGUGGAUGAUUGUUGUUCGGAGAAAGGAACAUUAGCUGAAAAUUCAGCUGGAGAGGAAACUUAUUCUAGCAGUGAUGAAGAAGGAAACCCAGAAACAGAUGGAAGAAAAACUAAAGGUGCAAAAAGACCCAAGAAUGAGACGACAGAAGAAAAAAAGGAACGGAAGAAAGAAGUGAAAGAUGCCAGGAAAGAAAAGUUAAAGACAAAGACACCUAAGCAUGUUAAGAAGAGAGGAGAAAAGCUCGCAAAGAGCAAAAAGACUCAUAGUGAAAAUGCUGAUCUGAAUGUUCGAAAACUUGCCAUGUACAAGUUUUAUGUGUGCAUUAGCUUGUCUUCGGAUGGACUUCUGGGAUUAUCUCUGGGAUCCACGACAGGAGUUACCUUCCCUGAAAGGGAGGCCACUCUAAUCAGAGUGAUCUUCGCAGGCUGCACAAUGUUCGCACGAAUUUGGAAUUGCAUGAAAAGGCACAAGAAGAAGGUUAUCUUCUUCUCUACGCUUUUUGGAGGUGGAUGGCUGACGUACAGGUGGUUACAGCAAAAGCUUAAAGAGCUAAGUGACCAAGAAGACAAAGAAUACAUAGAGAGAGUCAAACGGCAGCAUCACUUUGACAGCAAUCAGCGAACAUGCAACAUGACAGUCCUGUCCAUGUUGCCAAAUCUGCGAGAAUCCAUAAACAAAGAGCUUAAUUCUGACAGCAUCACACAUUUACUGCAGAGCAGUCCUCCUAACAAGAUGUCUCUGUGGGAACAGCUCAAGAUUAUCACUAUGACACGCAUCAUGAUUGUAGUGUAUGGGUGCUGUCUUCUAUCCCUGUUGCUGCGAGUGCAGCUCAAUGUUGUGGGUGGAUAUCUAUUCUUGGACAGCCUUGGUCAAAAGUCACUGCAGACUCAAUCAACAGAAGCAAGAAGCAAACAGCAGACAAUACCACAGAAUGUGCAAGAAAAAUACUUGUCACGUAUUGGCUACUUUCUAAAGCAAGGAAUUUUUGAUCUUUGUGCGUUUGUACGACAUGCAGUUGCCAAGGAAGUAAGCGGCAUUUCUCUGAAGGAGCUGAUGUCUAUUGACUACGUCCAGGGCGUUUUGAAUGCUGUUCGUGAGCGAGUAGAAUGUGGCCGCAUGGAAAUGUGUCAGGGUCCACCCACGCUGCCACUGGUUCAGUACUUAUUGCCGGGAGAAAAGGUGCCUGAUAUUGAGGUGAAAACAGAUGAAGAAGAAAUAUGUGAUAAACUAGACAAGGAAACAAGAGACAUCUUGGAAAGCCCUGACUUUCACCUGGUUCUCCAGGAAAGCUUAGAAAGAGGCUUUACAAGGGUGAUGGACACACUGGCAGAUCACUACCGACUGAAGAUGAAUGCAGAAAAUCCCCAUAUAGGACUGUAUGAAGUGACCAUGCCAUGUGCCAAGCUGCUGCCAGUUCUGGAGAGUGUGUUAGAUAACAUGCUUUGUGAUGCUCCCAAUCCUUUUGUCCAGGAGCUGCUUCUUUUGGAGCAAAUGAAAAACCUAGCAGCCAACAUCUAUGAAGCCUUUAGCCAAGAACAGCUCAUGUCUCCAGGUUGAUGUCUCAACUCUGUACCAGUAAAAAUAUAAACCUAUGUCUCCAGGUUGAUGUCUCAACUCUGUACCAGUAAAAAUAUAAAAUCAGCCUUAAAUUCUUUUAAGUUUAGUUAAGCAUGCAAAAUCAAAAAUAUGUCAGAAAACUAUAUUCACUUCUGGAUGUUGUGAAUCUUGAAGAGUUAAACAGAGCCCUUCCUGAAAGUUCUGUACAGCUAUAAGCAGUCUUGUUUGUCUUAAGCAUAAAUAUCAUAGUCCAAUAAAGAAAAAUUAGCUUGA
This is a messenger RNA of Pomacea canaliculata, 3306 nucleotides long. RefSeq names its product serine/threonine-protein kinase RIO1-like. The record is from RefSeq and is a predicted model, not a curated record. NCBI's taxonomy places the organism in Eukaryota, Metazoa, Mollusca, Gastropoda, Architaenioglossa, Ampullariidae. Bases 37 to 3033 code for a protein of 998 amino acids. Gene Ontology annotation, molecular function: protein serine/threonine kinase activity; ATP binding. Gene Ontology annotation, biological process: peroxisome organization; maturation of SSU-rRNA. Gene Ontology annotation, cellular component: peroxisomal membrane; cytosol; preribosome, small subunit precursor. The transcript is spliced from 30 exons.